This is a messenger RNA of Vanrija pseudolonga, 978 nucleotides long. RefSeq lists its product as uncharacterized. NCBI's taxonomy places the organism in Eukaryota, Fungi, Basidiomycota, Tremellomycetes, Trichosporonales, Trichosporonaceae. The transcript has 3 exons. The record is from RefSeq and is a predicted model, not a curated record. The coding region runs from base 1 to 978 and encodes 325 amino acids.
AUGACGACGACGACAGCCCCAACCGACCCCCCAGCACCGCCAAUACCCGCCCCGCUGCCGCCCCUCCCGAACCCCCUCCGCGCGGCCGCCAACCCCGGCGCGCAGGCCGCCGCCGCCGCCGAGGGGAUCGCGGCGCUGCGCGCGCUCGCGAACGGCGCGAGCAACGGCACGACGGACUACCCGUACCCCACGACAACAGACUACCCCCUCCCGCCCCUCCCUCCGGUCCCAGUCCCACCGCGCACGCGCGCGGCGCGCCGCCGCUCCGUGGCGGGUAAGACGCUCAAGCCGACCGUCGACCCCGACAUCCCAGCGGGGUCGUACCUGUCCCCUGUUGGGCUGAGCGUCGGUGACGCCGUGGCAGCGCAUAACGCCGAACACCCCGACAUGCCCGCCGAGCUGCGCUACGACCGCUCGGCGCUGCUCGUGACCCUCGCUUCGCGGGGGUACGUCUGGGCCCUUCUGCGCACGAUUGGCGGCGAGGUGGCUGCCGAGGUCGAGGUGCUCGCUGUGCGCUUCUUCCCGAAUCCUGAUCGCCGGCCACCGCCUAUCCACGCUCUGCCGCCGCAGGGCCCAGCUCAGGCGCUCUCCGAGCACCUGUCCAGCCUCCGCCUGUCCGUCGCCAAGCUCCUCUACCGCCUCCCGCACAUUGUCGAGUCGUUCGGCCAGCCGUGCUUCAUCUGCGGCAACCGCCUGAGCGACGUCGACGGCCUGCCCGUUGGCGGCACCGGGUUCCUCGCUGCCCCGCCCAAGAAGGCUGCCAGUGGCGCUGAGGCCGACAAGGAGAGCCAGGAAAAGGACAAGGAGGGUAAAGACGGGGACGGCAAGGACAAGGAGAGCAAAGACGGCGACGCCAAGGACAAGGAGGACAAGGACAAGGACAGCAAGGAGGCGGAUGCGUUGGUUGUCCCUCCUCCAGACGAGGCAGCGGCUCAAGGCCAGUGGGUCACAUGGCACCCGUCGUGCGAGACGGCGUAG